Branchiostoma belcheri (Belcher's lancelet) is the source of this 1196-nucleotide messenger RNA. RefSeq names its product E3 ubiquitin-protein ligase TRIM71-like. NCBI's taxonomy places the organism in Eukaryota, Metazoa, Chordata, Leptocardii, Amphioxiformes, Branchiostomatidae. The record is from RefSeq and is a predicted model, not a curated record. The transcript has 2 exons. Gene Ontology annotation, molecular function: ubiquitin protein ligase activity; protein binding; translation repressor activity. Bases 39 to 1142 code for a protein of 367 amino acids. Gene Ontology annotation, biological process: negative regulation of translation; protein polyubiquitination; proteasome-mediated ubiquitin-dependent protein catabolic process.
AGGACAGUAGAGAUGAAGGGAUUCAAGGAAAAAAAGGAAUGGAGAAAAGGUCAACACAGGAGGCGGACCAUGUUUCUUUCCCAACCUCCAGCCAGUCUCAGGUCUCAUCAGGUUCCUUGUCAGAGUCAGUUAGGUUCACUAUUGAUGUACAAAAGCCAACAGUAGAGAGUCUUUCCUGUUCUGUCACAGUCAGCACCAACAAUGCAGAUCUAACAGGUGGGAAAGUUGCACCACAGAUAGAAGUGACCUCCCCCCAGGGUAAAACCACCCUCAUACAAACAACAGCACACACUAGUCCCCCACUAGCUGCAGGGAAGGGACAAACCAGCAGAGUUAGCAGGGUCUGGGGUGCAGUGUGGAGACCUCAGCAGUCAGGCAAACACACACUGGGGGUCUGUAUGGGGGGUAGGAAGGAUCUGGGUUCUCUCACUGUAGAUGUGGUUAGUAACAAUCCUGUAAUGAGGCUUGGGGAGUUCGGCAGCCAGCAGGGGCAGUUUAACGGGCCUAAGGAUGUAGCAGUCAGGGGGGACAGGCUGUAUGUGGCUGAUACUAGUAAUAAACGUGUUCAGAAAUUUUCUCCAUCAGGAGAACUGCUGCACAAAUUUCCUCUGGGUAAAUAUUGCACACUCCCCUAUGGGCUGGCAGUACAGAGGGAUGGGAGGGUUGUUGUAGCUGAUCCACAAAAACACAGCAUCUUCCUGUUUGAGGCAGAUGGGACACUGGUGAAACAGGUGGGAGGGUGGGUGCAGGGGCAGGGGGAGGGGCAGUUUGAUCAGCCAUGGUUUGUCUGUGUGGAUAAAGAAGACAACAUCAUUGUGGCAGAUACAAACAACGACCGUGUUCAGGUGUUUGACAAGGCCCUGACCUACAAACACAAGUUUGGUCAGCAUGGCAAACAGCCACAGGAGAUUUGGGAGCCUAUGGGGGUGUCAGCUGACAGCAGGGGGAACAUAGUUCUGGCAAACACUAGUUUUGAACUCAAGAAGCUUCAGGUGUUCCGCCCAGACGGCACCUGGGUGUCCACCAUCAGCAGUGAUGGGGACAAACUGAGCAGUCCCCGUGGGGUGGCUGUGACAGAGGAUGGACAUGUGUUUGUAGCUGAUAUUGAUGACUGCUGUAUCAGGAAGUACAGAUACAUGUAACAGUGUAGAAUGUUCCAGGUACAGGAACUGUGAGCACCUCACAAGCUCAGUAAG